Phoenix dactylifera (date palm) is the source of this 1103-nucleotide messenger RNA. RefSeq lists its product as uncharacterized. Lineage: Eukaryota; Viridiplantae; Streptophyta; Magnoliopsida; Arecales; Arecaceae. The record is from RefSeq and is a predicted model, not a curated record.
CCGCCUCUCCGACUGUCCAAAAAAAAAAGAAAAAAAAACGCCACCCGGACCUCCGUCGCGACGGAGAGGAAUCCUUAAGAAAUCGGCCCCCAUCGAUUCGAUUUCGAACAGGCGAGAGAGAACGGCACAGAUAUAGAGGUUUUGGAUCCUGAAAUGUCUCUCGCUGGAGACGCUGGUCUCGAGAAGGAUCAGGCGGUGGCGACGGCGGCGGUGUGGAUCGGAGAAGAGAAGGACGCCUCCAUUGUCUGGGAGAAGGAGCGGUAGCUCCAUCACCGGGGCUUAAUCGGGAGAAAGAUUUCGCCUUUACUCGAAUCGUUUUGGAGAUUGAGGCAAUGUCGACGAAGGUGCGGAACGGCGGCGACGCGGUGGCGAUCUCGGCGGCGGUGGAGGUGAUGGGUGGGGUGCAGAUCGAGGUGGAGUUCGCCGAGUGCGAGUGCUGCGGGCUGACGGAGGAGUGCACGCCGGCGUACAUCGCGCGGGUCAGGGAGCGGCACAACGGGCGGUGGGUCUGUGGCCUCUGCGGCGAGGCCAUCAAGGACGAGAUCUGCCGCGCUGGGCGGCGGAUCUCCACGGAGGAGGCGCUCGACCGCCACAUGAGCUUCUCCCGGGACUUCCUGUCCGCGUCACCGCCGGCCAACCCGGCGGAGGACCUCAUCGCUGCCAUGCGCAACCUCCUCCGCCGGAGCCUCGAUUCUCCAAGGACUCUCCGGUCCACCCCCACCAGCCCCCACGGGAAGGUAGAAGACGGCAGCGGCGGCCGCCACCGGAGCUCGCUCGCGCGCUCCGAAAGCUGCUUUCCUUCUCUGGCUCGCUGAGGGCAUUGGGCGAAGCCCGCACCGCCACAAGAGGUUCGGUGAAAGGAGUACAAACUCUAAGCGAGUAACCCGAUCCAAAUACCAUUUUAAUAAAAAAAAAUCCUUAGAUCUCUCUUCAGUAUAAUAGUCAGGGCACUAAUUCUUCAGAAAAUUAGAAUAAAUAUGCUCGAAUAUUAAUCUUUUAGUUUUAUUUAGGUUUCCUUCUUCCAGUCUGUUGUAAAGAUUUCGAUGGACCAAAUGCCAUGUAGAAAUAAAGGAAAUGGAAGAAAAUUUCUCAUUUUUCUGAAA